Messenger RNA from Cyphellophora attinorum, 699 nucleotides. RefSeq lists its product as uncharacterized. The coding region runs from base 1 to 699 and encodes 232 amino acids. Lineage: Eukaryota; Fungi; Ascomycota; Eurotiomycetes; Chaetothyriales; Cyphellophoraceae. The transcript has a single exon. The record is from RefSeq and is a predicted model, not a curated record.
AUGCCGACGAUGAUGCAGCGUGCACACUCAUCGCCAGGUGUCGACUCGUCUGGUCGGUUCGUUACUCCCUCAUACAUUGCUCCACGACGGCCAACAUCACCACUGCAUAGUGGCCGCCGACGAAGCCCAUUACGAUCCAACCUCGAAGACUCGUAUUCCUCGUGGAGUGGUCUCAACAUCGAACCCAACAUUCCAGAAAACGAAGAGCUUGACCUCUUCGAUAACGACUAUCUCCACUCAUCACCACUGCCCUCGUACUCAAACACGUUUCCACGAUCUAGAAGACGACCCACAAGCCCGUUGCAUCAGAGUGCGAGUGCACCAUCACUACAUGUCCGUGGCAGCAGUCCGAGCCACUCUCGUAGCACCUCUCCGUCAUAUACGAAAUAUGUCACCGAGCCGUAUCCUGGCUAUAGCUCAGCCUCAAGUAUGCCGAGCACGCCUACAUCUUUUCGAUCACGCUCGCCGUCUAUUAGCUCGCUCGAGACGAUUGAGGAUACACCAGAUGCCGAGGAGCAGGCCCUAUUAGACGAAGAAGAAGGCAGAAAGUCAGACGCAGACGAGCCGGUCGAUUUGCGAAGGAGGAGCUCACUGGAGUUACGAGGCUCAAACUUGAGAAGCAACAAGGAGCGGAAGCGAUGGUCAGUGUGUGGAGCGGAGAGAAGAGCAGACUUCUCCCUCGAACCGAUCGAGGAGUGA